Aegilops tauschii subsp. strangulata is the source of this 576-nucleotide messenger RNA. RefSeq lists its product as uncharacterized. NCBI's taxonomy places the organism in Eukaryota, Viridiplantae, Streptophyta, Magnoliopsida, Poales, Poaceae. Gene Ontology annotation, biological process: regulation of DNA-templated transcription; ethylene-activated signaling pathway. The record is from RefSeq and is a predicted model, not a curated record. Gene Ontology annotation, molecular function: DNA-binding transcription factor activity; DNA binding.
AUGCCGCCUCGCCGCCGGGGAGGUACGGGCUACCGCGGCGUCCGCGUGCGUCCGUCCGGCACCUACUCCGUCGAGAUUCGGUCGUGCAGCGGCAUGCGGCUCCGUCUCGGAACCUUCGACACCGCCCAGGAGGGCGCACGCGCGUACGACGCUGUGGCGUGGCGCCUCCUGCGGUCCCGUCAGGACAUGAACUUCGCCGACGUGGCGACGCGGGAGCGCGCACAAGAGUUGGCGCCUUUCCCGCGGCUUCUCAUCGACGAGGAUCGUCGCAAGCACCGGAGGCGGGAGCAUCGUCUCAGGCUGGCCGAGAUGGACGAGCAAGCCAUGGCGCUGUGGAGCCAUCGCUUCCCGGAAGACACCAACGAGGAACAGUUCUUCGCCCAGAGGAGGGCGAAGAGGAGGGAGGAGCGAGCCGACUAUCGCGAGGACAAGCGAACGCGGAAGGCGGUCGCUAAAUACAACCAAGCGCUAGGAGAUGCGUCCUCCUGGAACUCCGGCGACGAGCGAUUCCUUGACGCCUACACUCCGACGUCGGAGGAGGACAUCACUGAGACAGAGUCCGAGUCGGAUGAGUAG